Messenger RNA from Lactuca virosa, 2037 nucleotides. Lineage: Eukaryota; Viridiplantae; Streptophyta; Magnoliopsida; Asterales; Asteraceae. The record is from the annotation of a GenBank genome assembly.
UCUCUCUCUCUCUCUUCUCUCUCUCUCUCUCUCUGAAUACAAUGAGGGGGCACGAUUGGAUAAAUUCAAUGUUACCAGAUGAGUUGAUCCUGGAGAUCUUCCGCAACCUCGAUUCGAAGUCGAGCCGGGAUGCGUGCUCUCUCGUCUGCCGGCGUUGGUUGACCCUCGAGCGCUUCAGCCGCGACACGAUCCGAAUCGGUGCCUCUGGUAGCCCGGAUGCACUCGUUGACCUUCUCGCUCGUCGUUUUCCUAAUGUCACCAACGUUUACAUCGACGAACGCCUCUCUGUCUCUCUCCCCGUCGAUUUCGGAAGAAGGCGCAAUCCUAGUCACUCGGCUCUUUCAUGGCUCAGGCUUCAUUUUGUAUCUGAGAGAAGUGAGCCUGGAGCUAGUGAAUCAGAUUCAUAUUGUAUAUCAGAUGCUGGCUUGACAGCUGUUGCAGAUGGAUUUAUGAAACUUGAGAAACUGAGCCUCAUAUGGUGCUCCAAUGCCACAAGUGCAGGCCUCAGAUCUGUAGCUGAGAAGUGUAGAUUUUUAAAAUCUUUAGAUUUACAGGGUUGCUAUGUUGGAGAUCAAGGUCUAGUGGCUAUUGGCAAGUGUUGCAGACAACUAGAAAUUCUAAAUUUAAGAUUUUGUGAAGGUUUAACCGACACUGGUCUGGUUGAGUUAGCCUUAGGAUGUGGGAAUACUCUAAAAUGGCUGGGUGUUGCUGCAUGUGCUAAAAUAACAGACAUUUCAUUAGAAGCUGUUGGAUCUCAUUGCAGUUCUCUUGAGACAUUAUCUUUAGACUCUGAGUUUGUUCACAACAAAGGGGUCCUUGCUGUUGCAAAAGGGUGUUCUCUUUUGAAGAAUCUGAGUCUUCAAUGCAUUAAUGUCACAGAUGAGGCUUUGACUGCUGUUGGUGUCUUUUGUUUGUCACUGGAGUCUUUGGCUCUCUACAGUUUCCAGAGAUUUACCGAUAAGAGUCUUUGUGCCAUUGGAAAGGGAUGUAAAAAGUUAAAGAGUUUGAUGCUUAGUGACUGCUAUUUCCUGAGUGACAAGGGGUUAGAAGCAGUUGCAGCUGGUUGCCUUGAGCUUGCACAUCUUGAAGUCAAUGGUUGCCACAAUAUUGGCACUUAUGGGCUUGAAAGCAUCGGAAGAUCUUGCAUGCGUCUUACAGAGUUAGCUUUGCUAUAUUGUCAAAAAGUAGGAGAUGAAGCCUUAUCUGAGGUUGGAAAAGGAUGCAAGUAUUUGGAAGCUCUUCACUUGGUGGAUUGCUCAAUCAUUGGGGAUGAGGCCAUAUACAGUAUAGCUAUGGGAUGUAGGAAUUUGAAAAGGCUUCAUAUACGCAGAUGUUACGAGGUUGGGAGCAAAGGAAUUAUAGCUGUUGGUGAAAACUGUAAAUACCUUACAGAUCUCAGCAUUCGGUUUUGCGAUAGGGUAGGAGAUGAAGCUCUGGUUGCUAUUGGGAAAGGCUGCCCCUCUUUACGUCACUUAAAUGUCAGUGGGUGCCACCAAAUUGGAGACAAUGGAAUAAUAGCCAUUGCCAGAGGUUGCCCUCAACUAAGUUAUUUGGAUGUCAGCGUGCUUCAGAAUUUGCGUGACAUGGCUUUAGCGGAGGUGGGUGAAGGGUGCCCUUUACUAAAAGACAUAGUCCUCUCACAUUGUCGUCAAAUUACGGAUGUGGGUCUCUCCCAUCUUGUCAAAAGGUGCAAACUCCUCGAAUCCUGCCACAUGGUAUACUGCCCGGGUAUCACUGCAGCCGGGGUCGCAACCGUAAUUUCCACCUGCACCAAUAUGAAGAAGGUUCUAAUCGAGAAGGCAAAGGUCAGCGAGCGCACUCAAAGGCGGGCAGGCUCCGUCAUCUCCUACCUUUGUGUUGAUCUCUAGUUCGGGCAGGUACUCAUGUUUGACCGCUUUUACAUGUAUACCUUCUUUGUUCUUUUUUUUUUUCAGACUGUUUAUUUACAUACAUGGAGCAUAUGUUAAGUAGUUGGAAGAGUGUUGCCAUUUUAUUUCGUAUUUUGUGUAGCGUGUUGUAAUAAGGUGAUCCCAGUGU